This is a messenger RNA of Penicillium alfredii, 3726 nucleotides long. Its product is annotated as serine/threonine-protein kinase. Gene Ontology annotation, biological process: protein phosphorylation; intracellular signal transduction. The transcript has 5 exons. NCBI's taxonomy places the organism in Eukaryota, Fungi, Ascomycota, Eurotiomycetes, Eurotiales, Aspergillaceae. The coding region runs from base 1 to 3726 and encodes 1241 amino acids. The record is from RefSeq and is a predicted model, not a curated record. Gene Ontology annotation, molecular function: protein serine/threonine kinase activity; ATP binding. Gene Ontology annotation, cellular component: cytoplasm.
AUGGAUCAUACGAUGCUGGACCUGGAUCCUCAGCGGAGGCGUCAACCGUUGACGGAUGCUCCUGGCCGAGUCAAUCACGCCAGAUCGCCUCGAGUCGAAACACCAAGCGUCAGAGUGGAUGAGCCAGACCAGGUCAAGACGCCCGACAGAAUGUCGGUGCUUCUGAGUCCCACUCCGAGGGAUAACAAGGAGAACCAGCGAUUGUCCGUGGCGACAGAUCUCCAAAGCGACUCUGCCCGGAACUCCAUGAUGUCGGCAGCGUCAAUCGUGUCAAACAAGGGCAAGAGAAAAACUCAUGUAGGACCAUGGCAGCUGGGAAGAACCCUGGGGAAGGGGGCUACAGGCCGUGUGCGGCUGGCCAAACAUGCGAUUACCGGAAAUACAGCCGCCAUCAAGAUUGUCUCGAAAAAGUCGGCGGCGAUGGUGCAAAGUGAGAGUAUCGCCGCCAUGGAUCGGAAUGUCAGCAACUUUGCAGGUGCCAACCCGCGACCAAUGCCUUGUGGGAUCGAGCGAGAGGUCGUCAUCAUGAAAUUGAUCGAACACCCCAAUGUCAUCAGCCUGUACGAUGUGUGGGAGAACCGUGGAGAACUGUAUCUUGUGCUCGAAUACGUCGAGGGUGGUGAGCUAUUCGACUAUGUAUCAAACAAUGGACCUCUUCCCGAGGAGGAGGCCGUUCGACUGUUCCGCCAGAUCAUCGCCGGAUUGGGUUAUUGCCAUCGCUUCAACAUCUGCCACCGCGAUUUGAAACCUGAAAACAUUCUGCUGGAUGGAAACCACAAUGUCAAGCUUGCUGAUUUUGGCAUGGCUGCCCUCCAGCCUGCCGGCCACUGGUUGAACACGUCAUGUGGAAGCCCUCAUUAUGCAGCACCGGAGAUUAUCUACGGUCGAAAGUACCGUGGGGACAGGGCAGAUAUGUGGAGCUGUGGUAUUAUCUUGUACGCUUUGCUGACUGGCUAUCUUCCGUUUGACGGAGGGGAUCUUGCAAACACCCUGAAGCUGGUGAAGAAGGGAGACUACAUUAUUCCUUCCGAGUUGAGUGACGAGUCGGCGGACCUCAUCCAGCGAAUUCUGCAGAAGCGACCAGAGGACCGAAUUAGCAUGCAGGAUAUUUGGUUGCAUCCGCUGUUGACAAAGUACGAAAAGCUUCACAAUGCCAUGGCCGAUUACUACAUUGGUCCACCCCCGGCCUUGUCCGUUAGGGAUUGCGGAGAGCCAGUGUCGUGUCGACAAGACAUUGACCUGGAUCUUCUACGUAAUCUGCAGACUCUGUGGCAUGACGUUAAAGCCGAUGCUCUUAUCACAAGGCUGCUAUGUGUUGAACCGACCCAUGAGCGGAUGUUCUAUAAUGCUCUACUGAGGUUCCGGGAUGAGCAGUUGGAGAACUACCAGGGACAGCCACUCGAGUAUUCCGCAAGUGAUUAUCACCAUGUUUCUCGCCCUGGAGGAAGAGGUCGCAGAGGUCGCAGCUCGAGGCGCGCCGCGCAACCCGCGUCUAUGACGGGUCUCCCACGUCGAUUGAGCUCAAGACAAGAGCCCAGGUCUUCUGACACUGUCGAGAGCUACGACCCGUUCCGGUCUCCAAAGAACCGGGCCCCCGCCGAGCCGCAGUACGCCCAAAUUACUAUCCAUCGAGCUCCACCGGAUGUUCCUGAGAAGGAGGAAUCUUCGCCCAUGGUGAAGCCACCACCUUCAAUUGCAGAGGAGGAUGAGCCUGAGGAAGAGGAUGUGCAGGCUAGCUCGCCGUUUACCAUUCUUCAAAAGCGGAAACACAAGCCUAGCUCUAUGAAAUCGUUCCAGUCCUCCAAGGUGCCACACUCGAGCUCACGACACCCCGGGUUGUCGACUCGGUCCACCAGCUAUCGCCGCAACGUUUCCUUCCGCCAUGCCCGCAACCGGUCCCAUGGAUCGACGACUGGCAAACCGAAGAGAAGAAAGACAACCCCAACCCCAAAUCCCCAGACCGAGCUCAAACGGUCGCCCAGUACCUGCAGUCUCCAGAUUAUUGCCGACGGUAACGACCUGCCGAUGCCCAGCAGCCCGCCACUUCCAGCCCAACCACAAAUGGUUCGGGGCAACGGGGGCAGGGCCAAAGGUCUUGGCCAGGUGAGAAAGGUUCGCGAGUCCGACAUCACAUGGAAAGAGGAAACUCGCAAGGUCUCUCACGAGCUCAGCCAGAUCUGCGAGGAGGCUUUCAAUGGCAGCUCUGUUACAACCAUGCGCAGUGCCAGCACGGGCACGGGAUACGAGACCCCGGCGACUCCCGCUUCUAUGGCCAGUCCGGAAAGUCGUCCGGCCCCAGCACCCAAGGCCAUGCCAGUACCUCCAAAGGAUACCACCCGUUCUUCCUACAGCAUCAAGGAGCUGACGGAGACCCGUCGCAAGCUUGUCGAGCACAGCAAGGGUCGAAACGACAACAUUCCUGCAUAUCUCUCAGGCGUCAUUAGCCAUCUAGACCGUCUCAUUGAGGAAGAUAAAGCCCAACACCGGGCAGAGAACGUCAGCCAGAUUUCGGACCCUUUUGUGUCAAUCCCCCACGAAGCCUCUUUGCCUGUGAUCAACGAGGAGUUUGCUAGCCCUGCUCGGGGAUCUAGCGAACUUACCCCACAGCCCCAAUACAGACCGAGGAAAUUUGCUGCAGGACCCUCCCUUGGUGAUGCCAGGAAUACCAUCCGCAUGGUACCACACAGCUCCUUGCGCUCUCUCGACGAAGUGAAGCCAUUGACCAUCCGGAAGAAGAAAUCUGAUCUGGCUCUGCGGUCUCAUGCCAAAGAUGUCUUUAGCAGCAAUGCACCGGAAUCUAGUCGAGCCUUCUCUGCUGGAUCUCGCCAAACGCGUCAUCCCUGCGGAUUGGAUCCCAUUGAAGAAGCGCCUGCUCCUCCCCAGAAGAACGCCCGCGGUAGCCAUGCCAAAAAGUGGUCAUGGUUCAAGCACCGCUCCAAUUCGUGCGACACCCCGCCUUCUCUUCCACCCAAGGAUACCAAGCCCAUCAUCCCCAGUAAUGGCACCGUUGUUGUCAAUCCCCCUGUGAACGUCGCUGGUUCGCCUCGUGUUGAACAGGCAGAGAAGGCACCAACCCGGAAAUCAUCCAUGGAGCGAUUUGGUGGCAAUUUCUUGAAAAAGAUCAUGCCUAAAAAGUCGAGCAACAACGUCCAGCAGCCUAUUAUGGGCCAAGAGAAGCCUCAUGCGAAAGACCCUCGCCACUCGGAUCUUCUCUGCAAAGGCCUCCCUGACACCGAGAGCUCCUUUGAGGCCGAUGACCCGCAAAGCCCUUCGAGGAACAACAAACGCCUUUCACUUGCCAAUCAGAACUGGUUCGCUCGUGUGUUCCAGAUUAAGCCGGCCACUCGUGUUAUCGCCUUGAACACCUCCAAGGUCAAGGGCCGGAAGGAGGUGUACAAGCUCCUGCGAGAGUGGAGAGAGUACGGCAUGGAGAACGUGUACUUGGAUAAGACCAACAGCGUUGUUCACGGUCGAGUGGGUGAACGCAACUUCCUCCGACUUCGCGCGGUUGAAUUCACAGCAGAGUUCUAUACUGUCCUCGAGCAUGGUCGCCAAGCAAACCUGAGCCUGGUCCGAUUCAAGCAGGAGCGUGGUGCUGCCUCGUCGUUCAAGGAAGUCGUCGAGACCGUGCAGAUGACGCUGAAGCACCGCGGUUUAGUUGUUGAAGAUCCCGCACGCGCGAAGAAGAUGACCCGCGUUCUGGACGCCGUUCCCAAUCCUAACUGA